AUGAAAUUGUUUGGUUUGGGCCUAAUCGGCCUCCUUAACUCCCCGCUUGGCGUAACUGCCGAUGCCAACGAAGAUCUCGAAGCCCAGCGAAAACAAGUUCUGAAAGAAAAUCUGAAGAAAAUGAAAGAAACUCACACGAAGGAAGAACUCAAAGAAAUCGAAACCGAGCAUCUGAAAAAAGCGCACAAGGAGCAACUCAACAAAAUGGCGGCCAACGGGGCUAAACAUGCUUUUGACCAUCUUUCGCAUUUGAGCGAAAAAGACAAAAUGAAAGUUCUUGCGGCUCAAGCUGGCCAAGGAUGUCCAGUUGCCAGGGCAGAAUUGACGAGAAUGGUCGAGGCGAAAAAAGAAAAGGAAGCGGCGAGAGCUGCAGUCUUGAAAAUGAGCUCGAAAGAGCUGAAAGAAAAGGCGGCUGAAGGAUGCCCUUACGCCAAGAAACGUCUAAUCGAAUUGAAGAAAAAAGUCGCCGAAAAGAAGCUCGAAGAAGCAAAAGCCGCCGUCGGAGACCUAACAGCUGAUCAACUGAAAAUCCGCGCUGCAGAAGGAUGCCCUCACGCUGCCCGAAUGCUCGUUGAAUUCGAAAACAUGCGAAAGCGCAACGAACCACCACCAAUUAGCGCUAGAAUUCUUCCAGAAAACGACGAUGAAGAGUUCUCCAUUGAGGAGUUGAAGCAAAUGGCUUCGAUGGGAAAUGGCUUGGCGGCGGAAAAGCUGCGAGAACUCGAUCCUUCUUUCUUUGAACCAAAUGUGGAAGAGCUGAAGAAACGGGCCGAAGCGGGUUGCCCAGUCGCUAGAGCUCAAUUGGCUUCGUUGGAGGAGGGAAAGAAGGAUUCUUCCGCAGAAAAUGAAAAGCCAAAUGUCGAAGCGCUCAAAGCCAGGGCUGCUCAAGGCUGUCCACAUGCCAAAGCAGAGCUUGAAAGACUCCAAAAAGCAGAAGAAGCGGAAAAACCUUACGUCGAAGCCCUAAAAGCCCGUGCCGCCCAAGGUUGUCCGCAUGCAAAAGCCCAACUUGAAAAGUUAAAGCUUGAAGAAGAAAAAAAGCCAAAUGUAGAAGCUAUGAAAGCUCGAGCUGCUCAAGGCUGUCCUCAUGCCAAAGCUGAGUUAGAAAAGCUCACGAAAAAUAAUGAAGAGGAAAAACCUAAUAUUGAAGCCCUAAAAGCCAGAGCCGCCCAAGGAUGCCCCCAUGCAAAAGCCCAGCUUGAAAAGCUUGAGAAAGAAGAGGGUGGCGAAGGAUGCGGCUGCGAUAAAGCGGACAGAAAACAUUUGAAAAAACAGGACGACGAGGAGGUCGAAAUCGAAGUGGAUAACUCUGAAGAUCCGGCGGUUAGAGAAGAGUUUGAAUUUCCAGAUGAUAUUACUUACCCAAGGCACCAGCGAUACAAUCAGGAAGCCCGAAUUCCGGCUGGAACCUUCACGAUGGGCGACAAUGAAGAGUUAAUGCCUGGCGAUGGUGAAGCUCCGGAACGACAAGUUACGAUCUCGUCAGAUUUCUUUAUUGAUAAAUAUGAGGUAACGAACAGCGAGUUUUAUCGUUUUGCUCACGAGACCGGCUAUGUUACGGAAGCGGAAAAGUUCGGCGAUUCAUUUUGCUUCAUCAAUUUCAUCCCUGAGAAGACAAAAGAAAAGAUCGAGCUAGAAGUGAAAGAAACUCCUUGGUGGUUGCCUGUCCAAGGCGCAAGCUGGCUCCACCCAGUUGGCCCGGAAAAGGAUCUUACGGGCAUUUGGGAUCAUCCUGCUGUUCAUAUUAGCUGGAAUGACGCUGUUGAAUACUGCAAGUGGGCUGGUAAACGACUCCCGACAGAGGCAGAAUGGGAAUAUGCUUCGCGAGGCGGCUUGGAAGGUCGACUCUUUUCAUGGGGAAACAAGGACAAACCAAAGGGAAUGCAUUACAUGAACAUCUGGCAAGGAGAAUUCCCCACUGAAAAUACAGAGGAAGAUGGCCACAGUUCUACAGCACCUGUGGAUUACUACCCCUCCCAGAAUAAAUACGGCUUGUUUAAUAUGCUCGGAAAUGUUUGGGAAUGGACGGCAGAUAAUUGGUCCAACAGACACUCGGGAGAAGCUGUUUCAGAUCCACAAGGCCCACCAUCCGGAACAGAUCGUGUGAAGAAAGGAGGCUCCUUCCUCUGCACAACUCAAUACUGCUAUCGUUACAGAAACGCCGCUCGCCAUCACAAUACGCCCGAUUCUUCCGCUCAAAAUUUAGGGUUCAGAUGCGCUAGAACCGCGAAUUCGAAAUCAGUCCACGACGAACUAAAUGAAAAUAUGCCCCUCGUAAGGAGAUCGAUACAGCCUCAAGACCUCUGUCGGAAGAAACUUCCAGAACAUGUCGAAUCGGAGCUUGAAAUGGUCACAAAUAACGCCCUCUGUGGCGUUAUUUCUCAACUUUCAGAUCUCUCCCGACACGCAGAGAAUUUAUUCCAAGAACUCAGCUUGGAAGCGACGAAUUUUACUGAUAGAGCACGGGAACUGGAAGAAAGAGUUGUAGAUCUCAGCCAGCGACUUUCAAUAGACAGAAACAACAACGCCGAAUUAGAAUUGAGAAAUAGGGAAAUUCAGUUUGACCGGUACAUCAUGGCGAGAGAUACGAUUCCACAAUCGCUAAAAGAAGUGUAUGAUCGCGCAGAUGCUCCACCAGCACUAGAAAAGCUUCAGAAAUACCGAGACGACGGGAAAAACUGCCUGAAAAUGUACACGAACCCGGACUACUUCUACCUCAUUUGGCGUGAAAAGAUUCAAGCCGAAAAUGAAGCCGAUCGAAAGAGAAAACGCGACGAACGCGAGCGCAAAAAGCAGCAACUCAAGAUUCAGAAAGCCAAGCAACCGGAGAAUCCAAAACCAGCGUCGAGGCCUUACUUCGAUAAAAAUCAAGAAAAGGGCCGAGGAAAGGAGUUCCAAAAGUCCAUCAGGAUCCCAGCCGACUCAACGACGUACAGAAGAGACUCGCAGCCAAUUAAUCCGACUUCGAAUUAUAUGGAUACACUCCCUAGAAAGAAAAACUCAAAUGCCAAGAAACCCCAGUCAACAACAAACCUUUCUCAUCAAAGUUCAAUGUCCCACGAAAUGUCAAAAAUGUCGAUUCGCUCAACCGCCUCAGCAUCUCAGAUUCGCCAGCACCAACAGUCGUCUUUCCCUCAGCCUCCACCGGCUCACAUUCCUCCUCCUCCAAGUAGCGGAUCUUUUCCGCCACCGCCUUCAGGAUCUGCAUGGCCACAGCCGCCCGCUGGCUUUCCCCCUUCGCCGGCUCCGUCGCAGCUUCCUAGCUAUCAGAAACCAGGAGGCAUGCCUCCGGGAAUGACACACUUGCCUCCUAGUAAUGUGCCUCCAACUCCUCCAGCUGCUGGUGGGCCGCCACCACCACCGCCGCCUCCUGGCAUUGCACCUCCUCCGGGUCCUUCGUCUGGUCCUCCUCCACCUCCUGGUCCCGCUCCCCCGCCUGCACCAGCCCCAGCUCCGGCAAAAUCAGCGAUCGUUUCACCACCAAGUGGAGCAAUCCAAAAGAGCGUGGAUAACCGAUCGGAUCUUCUUGCACAAAUUCAAAAGGGCCGAGAAUUGCGGCGAGUGCAACGCGAAGAGAAAGCACCUCCACCAAGUUCAACAGCUGGCGGAGGCAUGAUGACGGCGAUGAUGUCGAUUGAUGAGAUCUUGCGAACGCGUAGAAACGUCAUAGAGAGCAGCUCAGGCGAAUCUGGCAGCGAGUCCGACUCUGAAUGGGACGACUGA
Messenger RNA from Oikopleura dioica, 3723 nucleotides. The record is from the annotation of a GenBank genome assembly. Lineage: Eukaryota; Metazoa; Chordata; Appendicularia; Copelata; Oikopleuridae.